AUGGUCUUAUCACAGAAAGAAUCAGGUGCUGUUUUCACAUUUGGGAAAAGCAAGUUUGCAGAAGAUAUACCUAGCAAGUUCUGGUUCAAAAAUGACAAGCCUGUACUUAUAUCAUGUGGAGAUGAACAUACUGCUAUUAUUACAGGGAAAGGUAAACUGUACAUGUUCGGCAGUAAUGACUGGGGCCAGUUAGGACUAGGAUCAAAGAACACUGUCAACAAACCAACAUGUGUUAAAGCUUUAAAACCAGAAAAACCAAAACUUGCUGUUUGUGGAAGAAACCACACUUUAGUUUACACAGAAAAAGGAAAUGUGUAUGCUGCUGGAGGUAACAGUGAAGGUCAGCUGGGAUUAGGUGACACAGAGGAAAGGACCACAUUUCAUUUAAUUAGUUUUUUCACCAACCAGCACAGGAUCAAACAGCUGGCAGCUGGAUCAUACACCUCAGCAGCAGUAACUGAGGAUGGGCAGCUCUUUGUGUGGGGUGACAACUCAGAAGGUCAGAUUGGCUUGGCCAGUGAAACCUGUGUCAGUGUCCCUUGUCAAGUGGAUAUUGGAAAACCUGUUUCCUCUGUAUCCUGUGGAUAUUAUCACUCUGCCUUUAUAACAGGGGAUGGUGAGCUCUAUACUUUUGGAGAACCUGCAAAUGGGAAACUGGGAUUAUUGCCUGAACAGCUGAAGAACAAUAGAGUCCCACAGCCUGUACUGGGAAUUAUGGAAAAGGUUACUAAAGUAGCUUGUGGUGGAGAACACACAGUGGUGCUGACAGAGACAGAUGUUUAUACUUUUGGACUUGGACAAUAUGGGCAGCUGGGACAUGGGACUUUUGUUUUUGAAAGUUCAGUACCAAAGUCUGUGAAACACUUGAAGAGGCAUAAAAUACGUAAUGUUGCAUGUGGGGAAAAUCAUACUGCUGUAAUAGCAGAGAAUGGCCUCAUGUUUACUUUUGGAGAUGGACGACAUGGCAAGUUAGGCUUUGGAGAAGAGAGUUUUAGCAAUCUGUUUGAUCCCACUCUGUGUUACAAUUUCUUGAAGUUUACAGUCCUUUUGGUUGCUUGUGGUGGUUGUCACAUGCUAGUUUUUGCUGCUCCAAGACCUAAAGGAUCUGAAGAAGUACUCUUAGAAGAUUUGUAUGAGAGAGGUUUGACUUCUACUGUCCCUAAAAUAACUGGAGAGUUUGUACUAGCAAACACCUUACAGCUCUCGGCAGCACGAAUACGACGUCGGGAGAGGGAAAGGUCCCCAGGACAGUUUGCUCGAAUGGCACAAACUCUGCCUGCACUGGGAGAAAGCUUCUUAAAGUCUUCAUUGCCUGUGACUAGCAACACUAGCCCCUUCUGUUUUUCUUCAACAAGUCUUCCUAAAGCUGAAUCUGUGAUGGGCAGAGACCACGAAAAAGAAAAUAAUCAUCAAAAAGAUGAAGCUGGUGAAGUCUCUGCAGAAGAAGACUCAGAUAAUGAAAAUAUGGACAGAAACCUUGGAGAUACAACUGACAUUCUAAAUAUGACACAUGCAAUGAAAUUGAAUCCUGGUGACUGGUCCUUAGAAUUAUCACCACUCCAAAAGCAGAAGAAGAACAAUAAAAAUGUGAAACUGAAAAGCAAUGGUAAGGGUGGGCUGAAAAACAAGGAUUCUGAUGUCACGAAGGAGGGCUCAAAAUUAGACUCUGGCUCUUUACAAAAGCAGACCUCACUUUCAGCAUCCUCAGGACAAGAUUUAGAAAAGCCUAGUGCCUUUGCAGGGAAUCCUGUGGCCAAAAAGAGUACAACUAAAAGUAAAUCUGAGCUUGCACGAAGUGUUAGUACUUUGAAAAGUGAUGUUCAGCAGAUUACUGAGGACAAAAGCAGAUUAGUGAUAAGGGAAAAAGAAUAUGUGGAAAACCCUGAAUUUUUCAAAGAGGAUGUAAGUUAUAAUCUUCCCACUGAAAAACAAAUUCUGUCUGUAAAAGCAAAUUCUUCCAAUAACAAGUCCAAUGCUGUUAAACCUAAGCAAUCCCUUAAAAUAGAGGUACUUCCUUCUGCAUCUGGGGAUCAGCCCCAGACUGAUUCACUAACUGUACAAAAAUACAGUCCUGUUAAAAAGCAAGGAAGUCAAGAAACAAUAGCAAGUCAGAACAAAAUAAAGGGUGUUGCUGAAAAAUCUGAUAAAUGUGAAAGUAUAUGUGUCAAAGGAGAAGAAAGUAGUGCAGAGCAGAAGGAGUUUAAGAAAAAGGAUGAAGUUUGGAAACAAGUAUCUGUAAGUAUGUCAUCAUCUUCAAGUGAGGAAAGUGGGAACGGUCUUGAAAAAUAUGUACUUAAGAUUGAGAAAAAAGAAGAGCACCACCAUCACUACUAUGAAGGAAGAGAUGUCCAGAAGGGCAGGAGAACAGUAGAACAAGUGAAAGAUUUGGACUUAGAAAAAGUAGACAGUGAGAUAGAGGAGAUACAAACUACAAACAAUGACAAAGAAUGUGUUGGAGAGACUGUUAUAAAAAUCCAGAGUGAGGAAGAAACAACCUCUGAAGCUAAAUCUGAUGAACACAGGCAGUUAGAAAUUAAGAAUGAGGAAGAAUCUGAUCAAGAACAGGAGAGUGAAGGCAGUGAAAAGGAUGAGAGCGAAAAAGAAAAACUAGAUGAAACAAUUGACAGUGAAGGUAAACUAGGGGAGGAAGAAGAAGAGAGUGAGGUCAAAAAAGAUAGAGAUGAAGUUUCAGUCGAAAGAGAUGAAGAUGAAGAGGAAAAAGAUAAUGAGGAAGAAAAUGAAAAGGAGGAAUCACAGGCUGAAAGAGACAGUGAGAAUGAGGAUGCAGAAGAGGCUGAAGAGAUUAUUCAGGAGGAUGACAAAGAUCAAGGAGAUGAGAAAGGCAGGUUGAUGGAGGAAGAAGAAAUGCUGAGUGAGGGAGAAAAGGAGGAUAUGGAGAAGUAUGCAAAAGAUGAAGGCACUGAAAAACAAAAGGAGGAACAGGUUAAAAGUGAGGGAACAGAUGAGAGUGAGGAAGGAGGUGAGAAGGAUAGAGAGGGGGAGGAAGAAAAAGAGGAGGAGGGGGAAAAUGAAGAAGAGGAAGUUGAACAAGAGGGAGAAGGAGUGGAAGAAGGUGAAGGAUUAAAGGAGGAAGAAGAAGAGGUAGUUGGAGAAGAUGAGGGAGAAGAGGGAGCUGAAGAAGAGGGAGGUGAGGGAGAAGAGGGAGUAGAAGAAGAGGGGGAUGCUGAAGAAGGAGGAGUGGAAGAAGAAGAGGGAGAAGGAGGAGUGGAAGAAGAAGAAGAGGGAGAAGGAGGAGUGGAAGAAGAAGAAGAGGGAGAAGGAGGAGUGGAAGAAGAAGAAGAGGGAGAAGGAGGAGUGGAAGAAGAAGAAGAGGGAGAAGGAGGAGUGGAAGAAGAAGAAGAGGGAGAAGGAGGAGUGGAAGAAGAAGAAGAGGGAGAAGGAGGAGUGGAAGAAGAAGAAGAGGGAGAAGGAGGAGUGGAAGAAGAAGAAGAGGGAGAAGGAGGAGUGGAAGAAGAAGAAGAGGGAGAAGGAGGAGUGGAAGAAGAAGAAGAGGGAGAAGGAGGAGUGGAAGAAGAAGAAGAGGGAGAAGGAGGAGUGGAAGAAGAAGAAGAGGGAGAAGGAGGAGUGGAAGAAGAAGAAGAGGGAGAAGGAGGAGUGGAAGAAGAAGAAGAGGGAGAAGGAGGAGUGGAAGAAGAAGAAGAGGGAGAAGGAGGAGUGGAAGAAGAAGAAGAGGGAGAAGGAGGAGUGGAAGAAGAAGAAGAGGGAGAAGGAGGAGUGGAAGAAGAAGAAGAGGGAGAAGGAGGAGUGGAAGAAGAAGAAGAGGGAGAAGGAGGAGUGGAAGAAGAAGAAGAGGGAGAAGGAGGAGUGGAAGAAGAAGAAGAGGGAGAAGGAGGAGUGGAAGAAGAAGAAGAGGGAGAAGGAGGAGUGGAAGAAGAAGAAGAGGGAGAAGGAGGAGUGGAAGAAGAAGAAGAGGGAGAAGGAGGAGUGGAAGAAGAAGAAGAGGGAGAAGGAGGAGUGGAAGAAGAAGAAGAGGGAGAAGAAGGAGUGGAAGAAGAAGAGGGAGAAGGAGAAGAAGGAGAAGAGGGAGAAGGAGAAGAAGGAGAAGAGGGAGAAGGAGAAGAAGAAGAAGAAGAAGAGGGAGUAGAAGAAGAAGAGGGAGAAGAAGGGGAAGAAGAAAAAGAGGAAGAGGGUGAGGAAGAACAAGAAGAGGAAGAGGUGGAAGAAGGAGAAGAGGAGGAAGGGAAUGUAGGGGAGGAGGAAGAAGGGGAUGAGGGAGAGGAAGAAGAAGGGGAAAAAAGCAAACCCAUGAAACCAGAAAGGACAGAAAGUACUACUUUAACAAACAGCUCUAAACAAAAGAUAAAGUCCAAACAACAUGUAACAAAUGGUUUACGUAAUUCAGAACAAUUUUGGAACAAUGUGCUACCUCAUUAUUUAACACUCAAGUAG
Molecule: messenger RNA, 4410 nt
Organism: Acanthisitta chloris (rifleman)
Lineage: Eukaryota; Metazoa; Chordata; Aves; Passeriformes; Acanthisittidae
Gene: RPGR
Product: retinitis pigmentosa GTPase regulator
Exons: 16
Coding region: 1-4410 (1469 amino acids)
Biological process (GO): visual perception; protein ubiquitination; ubiquitin-dependent protein catabolic process
Cellular component (GO): photoreceptor outer segment
Molecular function (GO): ubiquitin protein ligase activity
Source: RefSeq, a predicted model, not a curated record